AUGAUGACCGGCGCAAACCUUUCCGCCGUGCUCACGAAUAUCAGCCCCUCACUCGGAGGCCUCGUCGAGCCGAGCGUUAAGGUGUGCGACCUGUUCGUUGGCCAACCGGAGUGUCCCUUUCUCGUCGAGGCGAUCGUGUGUGCCGCCAACUGCAACCCCAGUUACUAUGUGAACAGCACCAAGGACGGCACGUCAGUCAUGUUAAUCUGCCCGAAAUUCGCUGACCGCAUCUUCAGUGCCUGCAAGGGCAUCAAACCGGAUGCGCAAGCAUUCAUAGACACGAUUAUUGUGAACACUGUCAAACACUGCCUCGAACAACCUGAGCACCGCCCUUCACCGCUCUUCACCGUUCUUCACCUGGCCCUUCUCUUGCCGUCCCUUCCCUGCUUGCCCUUCCCUGCAGUGGGCACGUAUGUGCUGAGCGACCUGAUAGCGGAUGCGCAAGCAUUCAUUGACACAGUUAUUGUGAACACGAUCAAGCUGGCUGGCGUGCCCAACCUCAACACAACGUGCUUUGAAGAGCCAGCCCUCGCCACUACAAGCCCGUGUGAUGCUGCUGCUUCCAUUCCCCCCCCUAAGAGCGGUGCUUAUUCAGUUGUGCUGAAUGUGGUUGUCGCUGCUUGGAUCGUCAUUCUCAUACUUCCCUCAACUUCCUUCGAUUUCGCCUUUGUCUGCCUCGUCGACCUUGUUUCCUCCUCUGCCUCUUCGCCCUCUCACCCCCUAGACCUCUUCCCCUUUCGACUCUUCCAAUCUCUUCCCUCCCUCAACUUCUAUCCUCUCCCUGACUCUCCCCGACUCUCCCUCUCGAUCCUCUCUCCCACCUCCGCCUUCUUACCCCUAAAUACCCUUCAUGUCUACCCUCUCCCUUCUUCCACCUUCUCUCCUCCCCACCCUCUCCCCCUCCGUACUUCCCACCUUCCCAGCAACUUUGUGCCGAACCUCACCAUCGGCCCUCCGGUGAUUGCUGCGCUUCGAAAGCACACGGAUGCCUACCUGGACUGCCACCUCAUGGUCACAGACCCCUUCGCCUACGUGGAGUCUAUGAAGCAGGCCGGAGCUUCCUCCUUCACCUUCCAUGUGGAGGCUGUGCCAGGCAGGGCACAGCAGCUGGUGGCUGAGGUGCACGCAGCGGGCAUGAGGGCGGGCGUGGCCAUCAAGCCUUCCACGCCUGUUGAAUCCGUCCUGCCCCUCUUGGAGGGGCAGGAGGCGGUGGAUGUGGUGCUGGUGAUGACGGUAGAGCCGGGGUUUGGAGGGCAGGCGUUUAUGCCUGACAUGAUGCCCAAGGUGCAGUUUCUACGGUCAAGAUUUCCAGAGCUGGAUAUUCAGGUGGAUGGUGGGUUGGGACCGUCGACGAUUGCUCAAGCAGCAGACGCUGGAGCCAACUGCAUUGUUGCUGGAAGCUCUGUGUUUGGCGCUUCCGACCCGGCCGCUGCCAUUGCUGUCCUCCGGGCGCUUCCGAGCACGCGCAGCAAGCUUCCCCUCCCUGCUUCCCUGCCUCAUCCCUUCUACCCCUCCCCCCCAAUUUCCUCCUCACCCACACCCACCCCUCCCAUUGCCCCUCUGACAGCCGCCGCUACUGUCCCACCGAUACCCAGAAACAGGGACACUUCCAAGCCCGGGCACAUCUACUAUGGCACGCCAGACCUCCUUUCCAACCCGCCCAAAUCCGCCGGCUCCUAUAAAUCCAGACCGUCGAAAUCCGGGUCGUCUGAAUCCAGACCGUCGAAAUCUGGCUCGUCAAAAUCCGGGUCGUCGAAGACUGGUAACCGGGUAACCGGAGGCACCCCUACAGCGGGACCGCGAUGCAUCAACCGCUUCCCCUCCCGUCCGCUCUGCAAGUUCGUCGACAGCCUUCGCGCGGCCGGCACGGCCGGCAAGGCUGGGACGGCUGGGAAGGCCGGUACGGGCGCCACGGGCGGCAGCACGGGCGGCAGGAUGGAGCUUGUGGAUGGCACGAGCGGGAAGAUUCUCCGAAUCGGAGUGUAUCAGAUCCGACAGAAGUUCCAUCGAGAUCUGCCGCCCACGAAGUUGUACGCGUUUGGGACGACCCGCGCGCGUGCGUCCUAUCCGGGUCCCACUAUAGUGGCGCGGAAGGGCGUUAUGACUAAGCGCCUCCGCUCUCUCUCGCUCUCCCUUUUCUCCCUCCCUGCAGUGCCCUUCAGGCAAGGAGGCCACGCACAUAGCUCCUACUCCGGCCACCCCCAGGCGUGGUUCACUCAGUAUGGCGAGCUGGGCCCCACUGCUCUCACGCUCCUCUUCUUGCCCUCUCCCCACUUGCACAGUACUUCUGUCUUCUAUCUUCCCUCCCCUUCCAUCUCCCCACCAUGCAGUGCCCCUCAGGCAAGGAGGCCACGCACACAGCUCCUACUCCGGCCACCCCCAGGCGUGGUUCACACAGCAAGGAGGCCACGCACACAGCUCUUAUUCCGUCCACCCCCAAGCGUGGUUCACUCAGUACGGCGAACUCGGCCCUGCCUUGUCCUCCCGCUCCUCCACCCGCUCCUCCAAUUGAUCUCACACCCCACUUGUUCUGCGUCUCUCCUCGUGUCACCCCCUUCCAUCUCCCCUUAA
Closterium sp. Naga37s-1 is the source of this 2571-nucleotide messenger RNA. The record is from the annotation of a GenBank genome assembly. NCBI's taxonomy places the organism in Eukaryota, Viridiplantae, Streptophyta, Zygnematophyceae, Desmidiales, Closteriaceae.